Xyrichtys novacula (pearly razorfish) is the source of this 1268-nucleotide messenger RNA. Lineage: Eukaryota; Metazoa; Chordata; Actinopteri; Labriformes; Labridae. The record is from the annotation of a GenBank genome assembly.
AUGAAACUAUUCGGUACCUAUUUGACAGUGGCUGCUGGUCAAACACAGCCAGCAAUGGAGUCCUCAUACAUCGCUGCUGUGUAUGAGCACAAUUUAAUCACCAACCCAGACCCUCGUGUCCUGGUGUCGCGGCAGGCUGCCCUUCAACACAUGCAGAAAAACUUGGAUAUCUACGAAGUGCAGACUGCACAAGCCGCUCAGGAGGUAUGAUUUAUUGGAAAGUUAUAAAUGCUUAGUAGCGACUCAUAAAAAGGGUUACUUAUUGUUCUACUAAAAAUCAAUGCGCCACCAUGUGCCAGGUUUUUUCUAUUGCGUAACCAGUAAGUGUAUUAUUCAAUAAAAGGGUCAUACCAUAUAUGACAGCAAAUGACUGUGCAUUCAGAAUCCUAGCAUGUUUUUUCAGUCGUGUCUUCUCUUGUCUUUAACAGGGUGCCCAGAUCCUGGUGUUUCCAGAAGAUGGUCUACAUGGGUUUAACUUCACCCGCACAUCCAUCGUAGGUUAUCUUGAAACAAAUCCUGACCCCCAGCAGGAGAGCUGGAACCCCUGCACAGAGCCGGAGAAACACAACAACACUGAGGUGCACAGAUAUACACUCAUGUUUGAUGUCUAUCUUGAUUUAAAGAUACCCACGAGCAGCCAACACUGGUCUGUUAUCAUGAAUUACAUUUCAGAAUGGUUGUUUUACAGGUUCUCCAGCGGUUGAGCUGUAUGGCUCAUCGGAAUAACAUCUACAUUGUAGCAAAUGUGCCUGACCGGCAGCCCUGCCCCCUGUCUACAGAUCCCACCUCCUCCUGUCCAUCUGAUGGACGCUGGCAGUUCAACACCAAUAUUGCCUGUAGGUGAAGUUGAGAUCUUAAAAUAGAGACAUCUGGCUAAACUCCAGCAAAUGCAUCAACACAUGAAUUCUUAAUUUCAUUAUCUUCUAGGUCUGAUGGCCUGCUGGUGGCACGCUACCAUAAAUACAACCUUUUCCCUGAGGAGUCCUUUGACACUCCACCACAGCCUGAGAUCAUCACAUUUGAUACUCCUUUUGCUGGAAAAUUUGGCCUCCUGAUAUGCUUUGACAUCGUAUUUUACAAGCCCACUAUAGCACUGGUGGAAAAGGUAAAACCACUCACAAUUGUGUAUUUAGCUCUAUGUCCCUGUGUCGGAUCUCUUUUUUAAAAGCAGACUCUCUUCCCGCUCCUUUUAGGGUGUUCGUCAGCUGAUCUUCCCUACAGCUUGGUUUAACACCCUCCCCCUGCUUGACUCUGUCCAGUACCUUUGA